This is a messenger RNA of Racocetra fulgida, 175 nucleotides long. The record is from the annotation of a GenBank genome assembly. NCBI's taxonomy places the organism in Eukaryota, Fungi, Glomeromycota, Glomeromycetes, Diversisporales, Gigasporaceae.
AUUUGCUCUCUAAUAGAUAAAUAUGAAAUUGAAGGCAUUGUUAUAUCAAAACAAUAUAGUGUCAAGAAUGCUCAAGAUCCUAAAGAACAAGCUGUACUCCUUGGUGUUGCAUCCACAAUUUUACCAAUUCUUUUAACCAAAUAUCUGGAUUUUCUGGCUGUAGACUCUACUGGCU